CAUGGCUUCCUCAUAGUCAUCUGUUGGUAGGAUCUGGCUCUUCUGCAGCCCCUUCAGCUGUGCCAGAUGGAUGAUGAGCUUGCAUUCCUCCUCCGUCAGGAAGUCAGGAAUUUCUGCAGCAAAAGCGUGAGCAGCAACAGAAGCUGAGGAAUUGUUAGAGUGAAACACUGUACCAACGGCAGGUGGCUCAGAAGGUAAGAAAUAGAGGUGCUGGGGCCAUCUACAAACUGCCUAAGCUGGGGAGUUUCAAAUGUAUCCAGCCUUCUAUCAGAAUAGCUCUUAAAGAGCUCACACCACACACCUGAGCAGCUGGAGGUGGGUAUUUUUACAGCAGCAGUUCCUAAAUGUUUGGACCCAGGGGUCAAGCCCUUAAACUCUCACAGGUACAACAAUGGACAAAGGAGAGAACAAACACGUGCAUAUCACCGCGUAUUAUCACUUCAAAGGCGACAUGUGGAUCGCAUUCUGGGAACUGCUUCUCUGCGGGAAGGCAGGCUAAAACCCUUUGCGCUGGGCAGCGGUGAUGGCCAGGGUUUCAGGCUUCCUUGCCCUCACAUGGAGGGGGCGGCACUUUGCACAGAAUCAAACACCUUGCAGGGGAACCUGGCCUAGUGCUCUGCUAAGAAACUCAAACAGCACGGAAACAACUUCCAAACUUAUUUCCACUCAUUCCUUGAUCCUCCAUUAAAAAGGCUCUUCAAAUUUAUUAUUACAGAGGAAGACGCCACACAUGCAGACACCACCUUCCAUACCCAGGUAGCAUCCCAGUAUCACUAGGUUUCCUUUGCAGCACACCAUCAGCAGCAAUCAUGCAAUACUGGGAAUCCCAAGCAAAUUUAAAUGCAGAGAAAUCUACUGAUGACUAUGAGGCUAAGAGAUUCCCAACUGCAUGGAGCACUGGCAACACAGUUACACUGUGGCCCAGCAGGUUGAGAAGAUCCUGCUAGCUGAUGUCCAUUACUGCUACAGGGAUCUUGUUACCAGCUGCUGAGACUUUUGAAAAGAGAAAUAAAACCCCAUCAAAGCAGGAUAGGCUUAACUGCUCCUAGGCCUAAGGUCUUGCUCACCAAAACACAGCUCCCUAGAGCACCUGCAGAUAUGUGCCAAGAACACAUUCUGCCGCCAGUAUAGCGGCAAUCCUCAAAGGGGGGGAAAAACCCCAAGUUAAUUACUUUCAUGACCUUAAAUCAACCCUAUCAGCUCCAACUGUCAAAAAGCAGUUGGCUUCUUCCUAAGCACAGACCAGAACUUGCCCUGGAGCAAAUAGAUGUUCCUGGGAAGCCCAAGAUACACAAUGCAGCCGGCUGUAUCCCUAACACCCUCCAAGGAAACAAUUUCCGCCAGAGGCAGCACAGGGUCCUUGUGCCAGAGGAUGCUUCAGAGCUGGAGCUUCCGCUGGCCAGUUUGAACCUCAUGGCAUGGCACCAGGUCUGAGUGAACCGUGUGUGCUGGCAAGCAACACCCCCAGUAUUUCCACUUCCCCAAACUGGGCUACAAUAAUAAUGGCUUCUGGAAUCUUAAUUACAUGCUGGAGGAAGGACAAUCCUGCUCUUCAGCAGUAGUAACGGGAUUUUGUAAUGAAGCAAAGAUUCUGUUAACCUGAAAGUGCGCUGUCACACAGGUUGCGUGGUGAGGGGGUUUCCAGCUAAGCACUGCCAAUCCUGUCUGCAAACAACCUGGAUCCACAGCUGCAAAUUAGUUCCUCUUUACCCGCAGCUCUCCAAAAUGGUUAACUUCUGGCUGUGAAACCAUCCUAUCUCCCUGCCCGCUCAACAAUAGAUCCAGCUAAACAAAUGUCUCCUAAUUGACUUUGAGCAACACUUGAUUGCUUUUACAAAAAACAAAAGAGAGGAAAACAUUGGGGUUUAUGAAAUAAUGACUAAUCCUGGAGCAAGAGAAAGGGGAUGGGUUCAAGCACUGGUGUCAAACAGAGAUUCAAUCUCCGCUGAAAGAGCCCCAAGACACAUGGGCCAAGUCAUUCAUCCCUCCCCAACUGCCCUCAUUUCCACACCUGCUGAUCUAAGCCAAACCCCUGCUAAAAUCCAAACAAUCGGGGCCGCUGGCAAACAAAAAUUGGAGCAUUGUCUUCCCCAUGAGGGCUCUGAAAGGGCCGCACUUAAUGAGGAUGGAUUGUCAGAGAGGUGGCUCGUAGGCUAUAAAAGGCAUCCCACAGUCGCGAGCAGCUCAGUCUGGGGUGCGCCGCCUGUCCGCCUGCUCCCAGCUUGCUCUGAGCAUGGUCACAGCCGACCGCAGGCACCCCCUGAGGUUGGGCAGCCCAUGGCUGCUGGGUCUCCUGACGCGCCUGCUGCUCUGGGGCUCUCCGGGAGCCUGGGCAAGCUACCUGAGGAGAUCCUCCAGCUGCACGCCCAUCCCACACCACAUGGCCUUGUGCUACGAUAUUGGCUAUUCGGAGAUGAGGAUUCCCAACCUGCUGGAGCAUGAGACUAUGUCAGAAGUGAUCCAGCAGUCUUCCAGCUGGCUGCCCUUGCUGGCCAGGGAGUGCCACCCAGACGCUAGGAUUUUCCUCUGCUCCCUCUUUGCACCAAUCUGCUUGGACAGGCUCAUCUAUCCCUGCCGCAGCCUGUGCGAAGCUGUCAAGAGAAGCUGCGCACCCGUCAUGGCUUGCUAUGGCUACCCCUGGCCCGAAAUCCUGAACUGCAACAAGUUCCCUGCAGACCAUGAACUGUGCAUCGCAGCAGUCUCCACAGAUGAAAAUUCCUCCAGCAGGAGAAUGCCCCGAGCCAGCUGCAAGGACUGCGAGCUAGAGGAGGCCAGCACUGCCAGGGAGAUCCUGGAAAACCUCUGUGCGAACGAUUUUGCAGUGAAAAUCCGAAUCCUGAGGAAGAAUAUGACUACCACCAUCUCGGACUUUGACCUAGAUGCCUCCAGGGUAGAGGUCCUGAAGCACGGCCCACUCCUCCGAACCGAAAUCCCCAUCAGGCUCCAGCAGUGGCUGGACAUAGAUGCUACCUGCGUCCACAACAUCAUGAGAGGCACUCACGCAGGGGUCUUCAUUGUAAGCGGCGAAGUACAGAGUGACAAAGUGGUGGUGAACAAGGCCUACGCUUGGCAGAAGAAGAACAGGAACCUGCAUCAGGCAGUGCGGAGGUGGAAACAUCACCGCUGCCCUGAACAGGCUGGCCGGAGGGUCUGAAAAAUCUCAAUUCCAACACGAAGAAACUGCUCCUUUCCCUAUGGCUAGAAAACUCCCUCCCCUGGCAGGUGGUGUUUUGGAGAUGUACAGAGAAUAUUUUUAGGUGAUUCAAAGCAGUCGUAGUCCACAGAUAGGGCCUCACCACAGAUCUCAGUUUUACUGAAACAGAGUUUAAGGAUGCAGAUUUAACAUAUUCCUCUCACAAGGCUCUGCAGAUCCAGGACUUGCAAUGGACAGCUUUGUGUAGGAUCCAACAUCACAACUGAACUCAAAUGAACUCUGCAGGCAAGCACAAACUAGAAGAGACAUAUAAUAACCAUUCUUUCUAGGUCUCAUUGUCAAAGCUGAUAGCCAUUUCAGCUUCAUUGUUUGACCCUGAGACACUGAUGCUGUCCAAGUGCCUGCUUGUUUUCUCUCCAGAGAGAUUACAGGAAAGUCUCCCUGACUGCUAAGAGAUGCUUUUUUAGGUCAUGGAGCAAACUCUUUACUUUUGAACAGUCUGAGGUAAAUUAAGGGGGAGAAGAACACACACAAGCGAUGCCCAGUCCCUUAAAAAAUUAAUGCUAAUUCUUCACUAUUGAUCAGUCACUCAGGCUGUCCCUUUAGCUUGCUGCACCAAGGUAAAAGGAAACAGCCAUUCUUAAGCAGGAAAGGCACAGAGCAAAGAUAGCAGAGGAUUUCUGCCAUAAUAGGAAAAGAACAUUUUUUAACAUCAGAAACCGGGUUUGGAUCAGAAGAUUCUGGUACCUGGGGAACUACCAAAGAUACUGCAAGAGCCUUGAGAAAGCAGAGCAGGACAUCAGCCAUUUAAACCUCUGCUCUGGUGUGCAACAGCAGCUUUUCUGGGGACUUGAAGGUGAGCCCUAACCACAGCACAGCAGGAGAUACUUGCAGUUCUGAUAUUGGGGGUAAGAAACGUCACACGUUUGUCUGGCCUUCUCCCUGCAUGCAGGAAAGACCGAAAAGGUGGCAAAAGGCAGCUCUCUGCAGUUCACGCUCUCACCCAAGUAGGGACCGUAAUUCCCUGCACAGGUAAAGACAGCUACAGCUCCACACUCCAGACCACAGAGCAGAGAACAGCAAAUCCUCAAAUAAGAAAACAAGCCAGAUUUGUACUGUCCAUGGAAAAGUUUCUACACUGGAUUAAACUUGGGACUGAAAUAAGAAAACAAGGGGAAAAUGCCUUUUGGGAGAAAUUCUUUCUGCCUUGUUUGUGAGCCUGCAGCCUCAGCUGUGGAGAGUACCACUUGGUUUGAUGGAGACACAUUGCCUCCCUGUGCUUGUAAAGCACACUGACAACCCACGAUAAGAUCUCUUCGGAUUUAGUGUAGGCCGAGACGAGCACGCAGACGUUCACACUGAAAUUCAGCUGCACCUCGACAUCCGUGCAGUCAUUAUUUCUAUUCCUUGAGGUACUGAAGGAAAACACAGUGAGAUUUCCUAUUUUUAUUCCUCCCUACUGCCUUGUCUUACAAACGGCCGCCCGAGGCACAGAAUCCACUGCCAGGUGGUCCCUGCAAUCGCAGCAUCUUCUGAACAGACUGCGUUUGGAAAACAUGACAGAACACAUAAAAGCUCUGAAGGUUGAAAAGGCUUUGUCUGAUAUUUGUUUUCCAUUAAUGGGGUUAUUUGAUUACUGGUGUUUCCUAACUAAAAAGUGCACAGAUGGUCUGACUUGCAAGCUUUAGAAAUGACGUCUGGUAGCCAGAGGGGGAAAAAUAGGGCAGGGACUACUUCUGGCUCCAUGAAAUACGCUUGGGUUCAAUGCAGAUGACUUAGCUACAUUUAUAAAACAAACUGCAAGAUCCCCUCCGGUGCCAGCGCCAUGCUGCAAAGCACAGAGCGCACAUUAAAUCAUUAACGAGCCGUUCGCUGCUGCAGUCCCACUACAGCCUGCACCACGGAAAGCCAAGAUCGCAAACCAGCCACUUAUUCCCUUAAACGGGCUCUCGCACGCAACAAUACUUUGUGCUGAGUAAAAUCACCAGAAAUUCAAGAGCCCUUUGCCAGCAGCUUCUGGGUUUGUCUAACACCACCAAGUUAAAUAUACACUUUCACUAAUUUAAAUAACACAGAUACAAUAAAUUUUGGCUUUAAAAAACCAGCUGAUUUAGAUUGGUGCUGUUUGCAUAGAUAGAGGAAUCUCUGGAAGUCUUUUAAAGUCAGGGCUGGCUCCUGGCAGGUUCAUCCAUGAGAUAAGAGCUGUCUUGCGACUUGCGGUUUCUAAAUAAGGGACUCUAUCAGAGGACGAAGGAGAACAGACUCGCAUGGCAUCUCAAAUGCUGAAUGUCCACUGCUGUCUGUGAUACCUCCUCAGGGAGCAAAGCUUCCCCCAGAACUGACAGAGAUGCCGAAGUGACAAGUUAAAAGCUUUGGGAUUAGUGCUGCCAGGACCAGCCUGCCUUUUCUCAACCUCAGCACCUCUCUCGGAGGCCAGGAUCAGCUCUUUACUUCAGCAGCACCAGCAGAGUAGAGGAAGUGGGAACAGGAGUCUUCUCGAAAGAAAAUCAGAGCGACUGCCCCAGAUUAUGGUUCUGGUAAUGAGGUCAGCUUUGUGAUGGCUGUUGGGUAUCAGUUCUAGGUUGGUGUGUCUGUUCACUGAAUGUCAGAAAUCCACUUGGAGAUCUGCAGCCCGUGAGCACUACAUAUAUAGAAAUGGCAGAAGAACCUACCUGGUUUAUGGCCGAGCUUUCUGUGUGGAUUUGGAAUCAGAAAAAAACCUUCUUACACUACUGAGAAAGCAUCUAACACUCUCAGCGCUCUUUUCAAGUACAAUAGGUUUUCUCUGACUUUGCAGUAGCAGGAAUUUUGUAAUUAUCUGUCCUUAAAAAUUAAUUUGUAUAUUCUCAGUGGAUUUCCAGAACACGGGGUUCCAUUAAUGACACUUACCUGCCACAGCACAAAUCACAGAAAGAAGAAAGGUAAAUAUCUGAAAGAAGGAUAUUGUGGGGUUGUGUACCAGUGCAGCCAGAAAUAAAGAUAAAUCUAGAACAAAUGAAUGCAAAAUGGUGGAAGACAUUAAAUCUAUCCGUUCUCCCGUUACUCCUUUCCUCAGCACUGAAGCACCAACACUAAAUCACUUUCUCAUAAUUUAUUACCAAAACUUUGGGGAUCUCUUGUCUCCUACUAAUACUCAUCUUCUUCGGGGUCCUCAUCAGUGAUCUUCUCUCUGUCUGUCAUAUUUCAAAGGGAAAACCUGGAAAGGUUAAUCUGCCAAAUUCUUCUAAGUGGGCCAUCCCAAGCAAGUAACCUCUGGGAACACUGCAGCAAAGACCUUAAGCAGAACCCCACUCUUUUUCAGGCAGUCCCAAGGGAAAAGCCAGCCCUGAGAAAGCAGUUGGGGAGAGCGUGAGACUGAGGGGAGACCUUAUCACUGUCAACAACCAUCUGAAAGGAGGUUGUAAUUAGGUGGGUGUUGGUCUCUUCUCCCUAGUUGCGUUCAGGGAGGUUCAGAUUAGACAUUAGGAAAAAUUUUUUCACUGAAAGGGUUCUCGUUCACUGGAACAGCUGCCCAGGGAGGUGGUUGAGUCCCCGUCCCUGGAGGCAUUUAAAAGACAAGUAGAUGAAGUGCUUAGGGAUGUGAUUUAGUAGUGGACAGGGACAGUUGGGCUUGAUGAUCUCAAAGGCCUUUUCCAACUAAGUAAUUCUAUGAUUCUAUAAAUUAGGAACUAACUCCACUUGGUUUUGUUAUGGCUUUAAAUUGGAAUGAGGAAGAUUUAGACCAGACAUCAGGAAGAAAUCCUUCAUCAUGAGGGUGGUGAGGCACUGGUACAGGUUUCCCAGGGAGGUUGUGGCUGCCCCAUCCCUGGAGGUGUUCAAGGCCAGGCUGGAUGAAGCUUUGAGCACUCUGAUCCAGUGGGACAUGUCCCUGCCUAUUGCAUCAGGGUUGGGACUGGAUGGGCUUUGGGGUCCCUUCCAACCAAAACCAUCCUAUGGUUCCAUGAAGUGCUUAGGGAUGUGAUUUAGUAGUGGACAAGUAUGGUUGGGCUUCAUGGUCUCAAAAGUCUUUUCCAGCCUAGAGAUUCUAUGGUUCUAUGAGACAGACAGCAGGGGUGAGAGUGAGGGUGCCAGCAGGGGCAACACGGGGUAUGACAGCAGCGGUGAGAGCGGAGGUGAGGGGGGACACGGGGGUGACAGCGAGUGUAACACUGGGGUGACACCGAGGGGAACAGCAGGGGUUACAGCCGGGGUGAGAGGUGACACCAGGUGUGACAGUGGGGAUGACAGCAGGGGCGUGACAGCGAGUGUAACACUGGGGGUGACAGCGGGGUUAGAGCAGAGCUGAGGGGUGACAGCGGGGGGAGAGCCCUGCCGGGCC
Molecule: messenger RNA, 7472 nt
Organism: Cuculus canorus (common cuckoo)
Lineage: Eukaryota; Metazoa; Chordata; Aves; Cuculiformes; Cuculidae
Product: secreted frizzled-related protein 5
Exons: 4
Coding region: 2234-3154 (306 amino acids)
Biological process (GO): non-canonical Wnt signaling pathway; negative regulation of canonical Wnt signaling pathway; canonical Wnt signaling pathway
Molecular function (GO): Wnt-protein binding
Source: RefSeq, a predicted model, not a curated record